ACCGCCGCCGCCAUGAAGAAGCAGUUCAACCGCAUGAGGCAGCUGGCCAACCAGACGGUGGGCAGGGCCGAGAGAACGGAAGUCCUCAGCGAAGAUCUGCUGCAGAUCGAGCGACGUCUUGACAAUGUGAGGUCCGUCUACCACAAUUCCUACAAGCGCCUGCUGGCGUGCUUGCACGGCCAGUAUGGGACAGACACUGACAAGAGGCAUAAGAAGCUCCCGCUCUCAGCUUUUGCUCAGAACAUGCUCGAGGGCGCUUUCCAGCUGAGUGACGAGACCUUACUGGGGAAAAUGCUGGAGACUUGUGGUGAUGCGGAGAAUAAGCUGGCCCUAGAACUCUCCCACCAUGAGGUGCAGAUUGAAAAAGAGAUCUUGGAGCCAAUCAACCAGCUGACGGAGAUGGAAAUCCCCAACAUUCAGAAGCAGAGGAAGCAACUGGCCAAGCUAGUGUUGGACUGGGACUCUGCGAGAGCGAGGUGGAACCAGGCCCACAAGGCCUCGGCUGUGAACUUUCAGGGGCCCCCGUCGAAGAUGGACUCCCUCAAGGAAGAGGUGGACGAAGCAGGGAAUAAAGUGGAGCAGUGCAAGGAUCAGCUCGCGGCAGACAUGUACGGCUUCAUUGCCAAAGAAGGCGACUAUGCCCGCUAUUUCGUCUCGUUGUUAGAAGCCCAAGCAGAUUACCAUAGAAAAGCAUUAGCAGUCUUAGAAAAGGUGCUCCCUGAAAUCCAGGCCCAUCAAGACAAGUGGACGGAGAAGCCGGCCUUCGGGACUCCCCUGGAGGAGCACCUCAAGCGCAGCGGCCGGGAGAUCGCCCUCCCCAUCGAGGCGUGCGUGAUGAUGCUCUUGGAGACGGGCAUGAAGGAGGAGGGCUUAUUCCGCAUUGCCGCGGGGGCCUCCAAACUGAAGAAGCUCAAAGCAGCGCUGGACUGCUCCACCUCACAGUUGGAUGAGUUUUAUUCUGACCCGCAUGCUGUGGCAGGGGCCCUGAAAUCUUACCUCCGAGAGCUGCCGGAACCGUUGAUGACCUAUGCCCUCUACGAGGAGUGGACCCAAGUGGCAAACAUUCAGGACCAAGACAAGAAGCUGCAGGAUCUUUGGAGAAUUUGUCAGAAAUUGCCAAAGCAGAACCUGGCGAACUUCAGGUACUUGAUCAAAUUCCUGGCAAAGCUCGCCCAGUACAGCGACGUAAACAAGAUGACACCCAGCAACAUUGCUAUCGUGCUCGGCCCCAACUUGCUGUGGGCAAAGAAUGAAGGCUCUCUUGCGGAAAUGGCGGCAGCAACUUCGGUGCAUGUGGUGGCAGUUGUGGAGCCCAUAAUCCAGCACGCCAACUGGUUCUUUCCUGAAGAGGUGGAUUUCAAUGUGUCCGGAGCGUUCGUGGCACAGCCGGCCAUGAAUUCAAAUCACCUGCACACGGGGAACGACUACGAGUCGGGUGCAGCUGAGCGGAAGAGGCCCGUCAGCAUGGCAGUGAUGGAUGCUGACCUGGUGAAGGACAGCUUUGGUGUCAAGGUUUUGGACUUCCCGGCGAGCACCCGGCGAGGUGGCACUGUAAAUAGAAAGCACACAGCCCCGGCUUUCCAGCCGCCGCUUCCGCCCACGGAGGCUGGCCCGCUGGCUCAGGCUGUGGCAGAGCAGCCCCCGCAGGGCGCCGGGGCUGAGCCCGGCCUCUGGGGGGCUGCCCCUGUCCCCCUCCCUGGCCCAGCAGAGCCUUCCCACAGCCAAGGCGCUGAGGACAGCAGCCUUUCAAAAUCGAAAGACUCCACGCCCUCCACCACCCCUCCGCCCACCAGAAACGGCCGGCACGGAAGCGCCCCUCAGCCCCCUCCCCAGCUGGCCAGCAGCUCCAGCCAGUCGUUGCUUGGGCAGCCGCAGGUCAACGCUGGGCCCAGUCCCCAUACGCUCAGGCGAGCUGUCAAAAAGCCCGCCCCAGCGCCUCCGAAGCCUGCCAACCCGCCUCCCGGACAGCCCGGGAACCAGAGCUCCAGCCCAGGCCCUCCACCGCCCUCCGUGACCCCUAAGCCGGCCGCCAGAAGCCCUUCUCCCCCAAGCCAGCAGCCCAGCCUGGGAGGCGGCCAGCUGCCCCCCGCUGCCCCCCAGGCCUCUGCGCCUCGGAGAUACUCCAGCAGCCUCUCCCCCAUCCAUGCCCCCAGCCACCCCCCGCCCCAGCCUCCCGGGCAAGCCUCUACCCCUCCUCUGCAGCCCAAGGGUGGCAGCCUGGGGUCUUCCCCAACGGCGGCACCUGGCUCCGAGGCGGCACCCAAGCAGCCCUCUCCCACCCCUCCUUGCACCCCCAGCCCCCCCGACACACCGCCCCCGGAGAAGCACGCUGCCGCCUCCCCAGCCUCUCUGGCUCCAGCCCAGGAAGCCCCAUCGGCUGCCUCGCCCCCUCAGACCGGCACGCUGCCGAGGCCGAGGCCUGUGCCCAAGCCGAGGAACCGCCCCUCCGUCCCCCCUCCGCCUCAUCCUCCUUCUCACCCGGCUGCUGGAGAGGGUUCCCUUCCAGGAGCCCCCCCAACUGCAUCCCGCAUCGUCACUGACUCCGCUUCCAGUGUUCAAGAGCUACCGUCACGGGGCCUCCCGGCCACAGAACCGCCCUCAGCAGAGUCCAUGGUUUUACCAGGUCAGAGUUCUCACAACCACCUUGUGCUUGACAUUGAUCACGAUACCGAAAGCACUGCUCUGUAAAAGAAACAAACCACUCCAGCACACACAGCCCUUCCUAUCCCAGUGGGAACCAAACCAGUCAA
Molecule: messenger RNA, 2750 nt
Organism: Euleptes europaea (tarantolino)
Lineage: Eukaryota; Metazoa; Chordata; Lepidosauria; Squamata; Sphaerodactylidae
Gene: ARHGAP17
Product: Rho GTPase activating protein 17
Exons: 20
Coding region: 13-2688 (891 amino acids)
Biological process (GO): signal transduction; regulation of actin cytoskeleton organization; regulation of Rac protein signal transduction
Cellular component (GO): cytoplasm; intracellular anatomical structure; cytosol
Molecular function (GO): GTPase activator activity; protein binding
Source: RefSeq, a predicted model, not a curated record